GCCUGAAGUUUGUCCUCGCUGGCUUUCCAUCCCUCAGACAGCUCGGCUUCAGAGCCACAAACAGGGAGGAAUUUCCAUCAACACGACCGGAGCCGUGAGUCUCACUGAGGUCUCUGUAUCGCAUUUCCACUUCUGAUUAAAACACAAACACACACGUGGAGUAACACAGUUCAGCCGGUGUCGAUAAAUCAACAACUUUACUUGAGAUAUUCAACAAGUAGGACUGCUCUCUCAGCAGCUCGAACAAAAGUUGUUCCAGCUUCUUCCUGUGGAGUGCGUUUGCAGUGCGAACCCUACUCCUUCAGGCACCUGGGCUUUGAGCAGAACGUGUUUCUGUGGCCAUGAGGAAUCAUGGCGGAGCUGGAGGUGGAUCAGUCUAACCUGCCGCCGGUUCAGGAGGUGUCCCAGUAUUUCUCAGUGCUGGAGGAUGGAGCAUUGGCACAUAACCUACAGGAGCAAGAAAUUGAACAGUACUACAAUUCCAAUGUACAGAGGAACCAACUUGUUCGGAAAGACAUCUCUGUAGCCAAGAGGCUGCAAAAUGAGGAGCAACAAAGAGCUCAAGUGCUUCAUGAGCAAGCCACUCGUCAACUGGAAGAGCUGGACUCAGAGUAUGCCCAAAGGAUUCAAGAGGAGAUCCAGCGUGCUGCUGAAGAACAGAGGAAAAGGGAAGAAGAAGAUGAGGAAAUAGCAAAACAAAUACAGGAAGAGGAAGAGCGAUACAUCAGACAGAGGAGCAGCUGCCAGAGGACUGAUGCUAGAGAGAACGGCAGCACCGUCAGGUCACCAAACACACUUCAGCCUAAUCGGCCCCUCUCCAGUGAAGAGGAUGAGUUGGUCUGGCAGGGCCGGGCGCGCUCUCCCUCUCCUUCCACCUCAGACUAUGACGCUGACCACUGUGAACACAGGAGGCCUUUAAAUAGGGAAUAUGCAGACAAUGCUGAGCAGAGACAUCAGCCAGUGCGUGAGUUGCCUCUCAGGAGACGAUCGGGACAAAGUCGCAGUAGCUUUGCCAGCCAGAGCAGCACAUCCGGGCAUCUUUUGGGAGGAUGGGGAGACGUUGUCCAGCUCAUAAAGAAUGACCUGAGUGAGCAGGGCUAUCUCAGUUACAGUUCUGAAGACGAACUCUUUGAGCCUGUCUAUAAACUGGAAAGAAUCCUGAGCCAGCGCCAGCAGGCGUCGGAUCGGCGUGGUGUGCAAGGGGCAAGAGUGUCUCGUCACAGCAGUAUGAGAGAGGGAAACAGCCGAACAUGGCAGGGAGUGGGCCAGAUGGAAAGAGGUAGGCACUCAGUGUGCAAGGACAGCGAAAGUGUUAGAUCAGAGAGACUUUACAGCAAUAGUGACUGGAAAUCAGGGGAUGGACAAAGACGUGUACGCUUUCAGGAUGAACAGAAGCGUCAUAACUUUCACAUUAACGGUCACAGAGCACUUGAGGAAAACCAUGCUGGGAAAAGGGAACUAAGAAGCUGUACUGUGAGACCCUAUCAAGGUGAUGUUCAGGUAGAGAGAAGAACAUCACUGGGUAAAGUAAACAGACCUUACAGACAUGAGUGGAGUAAUGGAGUGAGGAAUUCCAUGUCACAGGAGAUAAGGGAGGAAGAGGAAGAUUGUGGAAGGCUCAGAAAAGGAGGAAGGUGGGAGGGGGGCAGCUGCAGGGUUCGAGCAGAGCACAGGCCACGUGCACACUCUCUCAGGGAGGAGAGGAGGCAGGAGGGGAGAGAGAGCAGGCGGUACCGUGGAGAACCUAGCAGGAGACGCGUGAGGAGUGAGCGAUGGCAGGGUAAUCAGGAGGACAGGUCGAGUACUGAAGAAGAAGAGGUGGACAGGGAAAGGGAGAGAAGAAGGGUGGAGACCCAAGCGCCAAGGCACCUCCAGCGCAGCCUCAGUGCCUCUCGCAGAGGGCGCUCUCCUGGAGCAGGACCGAGGGUAAACAGGCCCUCUCUGGAUUUGGGUGAACUUAGGCAGGUCCUACAGGAUGAAGAACUCGCCCGCAGGCUACAGGCAGAGGAAGAGGAGUUGCUCAGAGGGGGACUUGCAUCUGCUUCUCCUUUAGAGAGAUCUUACCCAAAAGGAGACUUCACAGUAGCACAGGUUGCUCAGGAUGAGGAGAUUGCUCGCUUCAUGCAGAAGCAAGAGGUAAAGGCUCAGCUGCGGUCUCGAGAGCUAGAAGAUUGUGGCUCUGGGCGAGGGUACAAAGAAAUGAGUCAUGUGUAUGAUGGCGCCGAGGCCUAUGAUGGACAGAUGCCGAGAGAGAGACUGAACUCAGAGGGGCUUAUGUCUCCUGGUGAUGAGUGCUUUCCAGAACACCAACCCCCAAGUCCAGUCACUUUGGAAGUGCUGCAGCAUCCCUUCAGGAAUAUCGCUGAGGAACUGGAUCCAACCUUUCAAAGGAAAGAGAACGUGCAAGCACUACACAGUAUUUCUGGCACCGGCCAAAUCCAGACGACGACGCAGGCAUGCUCAAGUGAAGAGCCCACGUUUGUGGCACCAACUAAGCGGCAUAAUGACAAGACCGUACGUGCGAAGUCCAAGGAGAAAAAGGAGAACUCUAAAUCAAAAGAGAACUGUAAACAGCAGUGAUGCCAGUUACCUGGUGCUGUUAGUUGUGUUAUUACUGAACACACCGACAAGGACAGUUGAACACUCCAACAGAUAAUAUGCAGGGGCAAUAUCACAGUGAUUCAUUUUACUUUCUUUUUUUUUUACUUUUACUUUUGCUUUCCUUGAAAGGGUUGGGGCAAGGUUACUCUUCAGAUAUUGCCACCGUCAGUAUGACAAAAAGGGCUACUUACCUUUUGUCUCUAGGGGUACUGGGAAUAAACCAGUCUGCUUUAGUGUCAUUCAUGUUUUCGUUUUUAGCACAUUAUGCAGCUGGUGAAGGCACUGAUAUAGGCCCUAGGGCUCUGAGUGUCUGGGAAAUCAGACACAACAUUUUUCUGAAUUCACACUACAUACAUUUUCAGUGUAGCAAAAAUAAAACUAGAAAUUAAAAUGCUAUUGCAAACGAAAUUGUUGAUCCAGCUCCGUCUCAGCCGUGUUAUCAGUUCCCCUUGUGCUUCCUGUCUGUCUUGAUCUACACUGUAAAUGCAGCUUAGUCUACAUUUUUGGUUCCGUCUGACGUUUGAACUGAUAUAUGGUGUAGUAUGUACACUACUGUUUGAUAAGGUUGCCCUUUUAUUGUGCUCCUGUCGCACUAUACCACCUGUAACCCUCAUCAAAUAUCGUUCGGUGUAGGAAUAGCGAACUGUUUUUCAAUCAUGUUACUGCCUGGAGCUGUUUGGUGAAUCAUGGACCGCUACACUAAGUUAUUAAAAAACACACACAUAUAUAUAUAUAUAUAUAAAGAAUUUGUGCUUUUUUUAAUUCAUUGUUGACUUUUGGUCUACAGUAAACCAUUUUACUUUCAAA
Hemibagrus wyckioides is the source of this 3408-nucleotide messenger RNA. It is a transcript of the gene ccdc187, whose product is annotated as coiled-coil domain containing 187. Bases 352 to 2580 code for a protein of 742 amino acids. The record is from RefSeq and is a predicted model, not a curated record. Lineage: Eukaryota; Metazoa; Chordata; Actinopteri; Siluriformes; Bagridae. The transcript has 13 exons.